This is a messenger RNA of Akanthomyces muscarius, 1563 nucleotides long. RefSeq lists its product as uncharacterized. The transcript has a single exon. Lineage: Eukaryota; Fungi; Ascomycota; Sordariomycetes; Hypocreales; Cordycipitaceae. Bases 1 to 1563 code for a protein of 520 amino acids. The record is from RefSeq and is a predicted model, not a curated record.
AUGCCCAACACACAGCACACGAGACCUCCGCCACAAUUUCCCACGGAUAACAACAACUAUGGCAUCGGCGUAGCUCUAGGAAGCCCAGGUCUGGCGACUGCCUCCAGCCAAGACUCCAACAGGAUUCCGCGGACCAUGACGACCAUCACGUCUCCGGCAAACGCAGCGACUGAGCAACAGCAGCAAGCCAAGAGUACAGGGCUCUCCCGCUCGCUCUCAAAACGCCUGCCCUUUCUAGGCCGUUCAAAAUCUAGACAGAUAAACUCAAACAAUGGCGGCGCCAACAACUAUUCGAGGCCAAGCACGGACGUUGGCACUGCCAACUAUACAAGCGGCGUUUCCGUGCCUCCAGCGCCUUCACCAGCUGGUUACAACACAUCUCGCGCGAACCAGAGCUGUAUCCGUCCGGAAGGAACAAAGCUCAAGAAGCAUAAACCCGGUGCGGUGCGCUCUGUCACGGACCCCCGGAUGCAAUCUCCCAAAGGUGGCGUGCAGCAAACACCAGCCUGGGUACCCGGCCAGCCCAGCCCCGUCUUGGACGUCGAGAUUCCCGACAUCAAACUGGAGCGAUACAGUGUCAUGUUUGGCAAGCUAUUUGAGAAGCAGCAGUCAACCGGCAGCUUGUUAGCACGUCGCCAGGCGACGCUCGCCAGGAUCAGAGCCCUCGAGGACGAGGUGCGAAGAGAGCACUAUGAUGGAUUACAACGAUCUCGCCGAUCUACUUCGCCGUCUAUGACACCAGUUUGCUCACAGGCAGCGGAGUUACCCGCAGGUUCAGCACCUGACAUCAACGUUGUGCCUCUAAGACUACGAUCAAACACGUUUCCGAUGAUUGCGAAAGAAGCAGAGGCCCUGACACCAAAGGAGCCACCACCCGAAGACCAAAUGGAUUCUCCAGGGACAUCCAUGCUAUCACCAGCUAGCCAGCUCUCCCCAUUCAGAGACAGCCAAGGCCGGCCUUUUCUGCACUCCAAGUUUCACAAACCAUCCGUCGAGUCCAUCCGCAGCCCAUACUUUCGACAAGCCGCGGAACGGGAAACGGCCACCGCCCUCUCGCCGCCUCCGCCUGGCCCCGUUCGCCGUCUUCCAGAAAGCAGCAAUAGCAGCAGCAACGUCGCGACGGCAUCGUACUCUACAAUGCCGGGCCCUGUCAAGCAGGUCGACAUCCCCAGCCGCUCAACGUCGCUGCACAAUCGCGGUCGAGCGGGCCUUCCCGCCGCGCCGAAGCCCAAACCCAACCCCAAGCCCGCCAACAAGGAGGAGGCGCUCGAGGACGCCGCCGAGGUGUCAAUUGCCCGGCAGAUCAGUAUCUCCCGCCAGCAGCGUCGCUUCCUGGAGCCGUUGCACGAGCGUGAGCGGCGCCGCGCCCGCGCCAACAAGCACAUCAAGGCCGCGAGCCAGAUUUCCAUGGACGACGGCAGCAAGCGCAUCGCCGAGACCAAGACGGCCACGCCGACCUUCAUCCACCCCGUUGGCGGCGACCAACAGGGCGGCGGUCAGAAUGAGUCGCCGCGACAGCACAUGUAUCGGCGAAGCGAGCAGGUGACCAUUGAGGGUGCAUGA